Molecule: messenger RNA, 1083 nt
Organism: Schistosoma guineensis
Lineage: Eukaryota; Metazoa; Platyhelminthes; Trematoda; Strigeidida; Schistosomatidae
Source: the annotation of a GenBank genome assembly
AUGCUGAAAAAUAUUGGUGUUUGGGAAUUUAUUCAGUCAUUCCGUUCUCAGCCUGUAAAUAAAAUGAAAGUAUGGGAAACAAAGUCAAACCUUUACUUAACGUUUCAACGCAAUCCCUUGGCAUAUAUAGUAGAAAAUGAUUUAGUUAUUGAAUCACUUUGUAAUUAUUUGGGAUCUAAUAAUAAUUCUUCAAAUGUGACAAUACUAUAUGAAACACAAGCUGAAAACAUUCAGCUGCCUUCUUCAGAUCAUCCAGAACAUUUAGUUCGUGUAGACGUUCAACAAAGGACACAAGCUAAACAGGAAACUGUUGAAACAGAUCUACUUAUUGGUGCUGAUGGGUUCAAUUCAUUUGUCCGUAGAACAGCUAAUAUUCAUAAAAUUGGUUGGAAUCAUAAUCAAAAAGCUAUUGUAGCAACUUUAAAAUUGGAACAGGCUAAUAAUGAAUCUAUCGCUUGGCAAAGGUUUCUACCAACAGGCCCAGUUGCAUUACUCCCAUUGUCAAAAGAAUAUUCAUCAUUAGUUUGGAGUACAACUUCGUAUGAAGCUGAUCGUCUUAUGAAUUUAAAAGAUUUAGAUUUUAUUCAAGAGUUGAAUGACUGUUUGACUAAACCUAAUGAAUCGACGUCACAAAUUGGUGCACUUUUCAAUAAGAUGGGACAAUGUUUUGCUAGUGUUGUUGAUUACUUUGGUAAUCAAAUAAAAUCUACAGACAAUGAAAGUGAAUCCAGCUCAUUUUCAACACCAACAGUAUUAUCGAUUCAACCAAAUACGAAAAGGGCUUGUUUCCCUCUAGGUUUUCAACAUGCCACAUUUUAUUCAGCUCCUCGUGUGGCACUAGUGGGUGAUUCUGCUAAUCGAAUACUACCACUUGCUGGUCAAGGUGUUAACCUUGGUUUCGGUGAUUUUGUUUCAUUGGUUAGGCAUUUAGAAGAAGCUGUUUUGCGUGGAGCUAAUAUUGAUAUUCGUGGAACUGGAAUGAGUACUGUUCAGUCUAGUAAAUUAUUGAAGGAAUUUUUGAUGGUAGUUGCUGUCACUGGACAAAUCCGAACAACACAAUCGAAAACCACUUAUUGCUUGUAG